This is a messenger RNA of Anguilla anguilla (European eel), 1992 nucleotides long. RefSeq names its product G protein-coupled receptor 45 (gene gpr45). The coding region runs from base 647 to 1771 and encodes 374 amino acids. The record is from RefSeq and is a predicted model, not a curated record. The transcript is spliced from 3 exons. Gene Ontology annotation, molecular function: G protein-coupled receptor activity. Lineage: Eukaryota; Metazoa; Chordata; Actinopteri; Anguilliformes; Anguillidae. Gene Ontology annotation, biological process: G protein-coupled receptor signaling pathway. Gene Ontology annotation, cellular component: membrane.
GUGAAGCAUUUCAGCUAUUUGUACGUCGGUCGGGUCUGGAAUUGAAGGGCGAUGACAAAUUAAGACUAGUUCAAUCACAGCUCACAAUUAAUGUCUACCCAGUGUGUUUCUCGUGUUUCUCCUUUAAAUGGUUUUCAUCGGCAAAAUGGAUUAAUUGAUUCACACGUGUUGCCUUUAAAUGUGGCGGUGUCGGUGGUUCAGUCCCUAUUCUCGGCGGUGCCGUUAUUGCGCGAGCAGAUCGCAGAAUCGACGGCGCACGGGUUCGCGCGCGUGGCGUGUUCUAAAAGUGGACUGCUGAACGUCAGCACCGUUGUCACCUCCCGGGCGAACUCACUGAGGAGAUGCACUGGGGAAAGCCGCGAGUGAAUGUCCGUCAAACUGAUCCGCCAGAGACGUAUGCCGUGAACCAAGAGUUAAGUUUGGUGCUGUCCGUGGUCCUGAAGGUCAGUCGAUGACACUGACUCUGUCCAUGGUCCUGAAGGCUGAAGCAGGACAUUUCCCCCAAGGAUUCUGUUCAUGGAUUUUGCCCGCAUGCAGUCUUGCGCGCUCCAAUCGUCUUCAUUAGAGGCCAGAGCGGGUGGGCGGACUGACAGGUGACUCUGAGGAGCGACGCAGAUGGGAGAGGUUGCCUAGAAACGGCCAGGAAAUGGCGUGGUGCAACGACAGCUCCCCGGAGGCCUGUUUUCGGACGGAGCUGAACGCCACCGACGGCCCGCCGCCCGGCGACCGCGCCCUGAUGCCGGUCACGCUCAGGGUGGCGCUGGCCGCCGUCAUGAUCUUCAUGAUCGCCAUCGGCUUCCUGGGCAACGCCAUCGUCUGCCUGAUCGUGUACCAGAAGCCGGCCAUGCGCUCGGCCAUCAACCUGCUGCUGGCCACCCUGGCCUUCUCCGACAUCAUGCUGUCGCUGCUCUGCAUGCCCUUCACCGCCGUCACCGUGGUGACCGUCCACUGGCAGUUCGGCGGGGACUUCUGCCGCGCCUCCGUCAUGCUCUACUGGUUCUUCGUCCUGGAGGGCGUGUCCAUCCUGCUGAUCAUCAGCGUGGACCGCUUCCUGAUCAUCGUGCAGCGGCAGGACAAGCUGACGCCGCACCGCGCCAAGGUGAUGAUCGCCGCCUCCUGGGCGCUGUCCUUCAGCGUGGCGCUGCCCUCGGUGGCGGGCUGGACGGCCGUGGAGGUGCCCGCGCGGGCGCCCCAGUGCGUGCCGGGCUACAGCGAGUCCCUGGCGGACCGCGGCUACGCCGUGCUGCUGGCGGUGGCGGUGUUCUUUGUGCCGUUCGGCGUCAUGCUGUACUCCUACCUCUGCAUCCUCAACACGGUGCGGCGGAACGCCCUGCGCAUCCACAACCACGCCGACACCCUCUGCCUCAACCAGGUCAGCAAGCUGGGCCUGACCGGCCUGCAGCGCCCCCCGCAGGUCAACGUGGACAUGAGCUUCAAGACGCGGGCCUUCACCACCAUCCUCAUCCUCUUCAUCGGCUUCUCGGUGUGCUGGCUGCCGCACACGGUGGUCAGCCUGCUGGCCGUCUUCAGCCGCCGGUUCUACUUCAGCGCGUCCUUCUACCCCGUCAGCGUCGGGGUGCUGUGGCUCAGCUACCUGAAGACCGUCUUCAACCCCAUCAUCUACUGCUGGAGGAUCCGCAAGUUCCGCGAGGCCUGCCUGGAGUUCAUGCCCAAGACCUGCCGCAUCUUCCCCAGGGUCCCCGGCCGCAGCCGGCGAAGGAUCCGGCCCAGCAACAUCUACGUGUGCAGCGAGAUCCAGUCAGCCGUGUGAGGCUGAGCCGCCCGUGCGAGCAAAAACCGCUCGCUUGGUUACCUCACACACCUGGCAAACACUCCCCCCCCUCCAUCUGUCAUACACCUGCACCCUCCCAUUUUAAUGUCACGCACCUUCCCUUUCGUCCUUCAUACACCUGAACAUUCACCAGCCUCUUCUCACACACCUCCCUCCCCUCACACACCUGUCUCCCUCACACACCUGUCUCCCCUCACACA